Molecule: messenger RNA, 2904 nt
Organism: Osmerus eperlanus (European smelt)
Lineage: Eukaryota; Metazoa; Chordata; Actinopteri; Osmeriformes; Osmeridae
Gene: tlr9
Product: toll-like receptor 9
Exons: 4
Coding region: 1-2904 (967 amino acids)
Biological process (GO): defense response to virus; canonical NF-kappaB signal transduction; positive regulation of interleukin-6 production
Cellular component (GO): plasma membrane
Molecular function (GO): protein binding; pattern recognition receptor activity
Source: RefSeq, a predicted model, not a curated record
AUGGAUUAUGUGCACUUACUUAGUCUUUGUCAUCUUUUACCUGUGGUUGGAAGCAUAGAUCCCAGUUUCUUCCCCUGCGACAAUGAAGUGAACAGCACGCACGUAGACUGCUCUCAGAGGAAGCUCUCUCACAUCCCCUGGAUCCAGUCUCCCUUUGUUACGUUAUUGAAUUUGAGUCAUACUAAGAUCCAGAAGGUCAGGGGAGUAUCUUUCUCUGGUGUUCCAAAUCUACAGGAGUUGGACCUCAGAUGGAACUGCCUCCCUGGUAGUCUACGGGAUCUGGGGAAUCCGUUAUGUCAGAUGGAUAUCAACAAGGAUGCUUUCAGAGGCCUUAAGAAACUCAGAAAUCUGUAUUUGUCAGGGAACAGCCUUUCUUCCCUCCCCUGGCUGCCCACUAGUCUGGAAGUUCUGGAUCUGGAAUAUAAUCACUUAUUUAACAUAAGUGAACCCCUCGGUACUCCAUGGCUUCAGAAGCUGUUUCUUGGUAAGAACUGUCACUAUCUCAACCCUUGCAACCAGUCGUUCCACAUCAAUGAGAGCGUUUUCAAUGAGCUUAGUAACCUGACAAAACUGAAUCUUGGCUUUAACAAUAUCACAUCCAUCCCUCUGGGGUUGCCUCUCUCACUACACAAACUGGAUCUGAGGGAGAACAAGAUCUCUGAGGUAGGCGAGGAGGCAUUUGUUGGGAUGACAAAACUUACGUACCUUAACUUGGAGUGGAACUGCCAACGAUGUGACCAUGCAGCCCAGCCCUGUUUCCCUUGCCUUAAUAACAACUCCUUAAAGCUACACAGAAACUCUUUAAAAAUCAAUAACAGCGUACUCACGUUUCUCAGCCUAAGAGGAAACUCUCUGCUUACAUUUCCGGAGGGCCUCUUCAGCUCUCUGAGACAAUUAAAAAGGCUUGAUAUCUCUGACAACUUCUUGUCUCUUGCCAUACGUAAUGGCUCCUUCUUCCAAGAGCUGAGUCAAUUGACCUGGCUAAGUCUCAUUUACAACUACGAGCCAAAGAAGACAUUUCAUAACCUGGUGCUCUCAAAAUAUCUGAGACAAAUCACAAACUUAGAAUAUCUUCUCCUUAGUGGGAAUUUUUUCCUAGAACUCUCCAGCGAAAGCCUUGCAGUUCUUGAAAAUCUACGUCACCUUCAGACCCUAGAGCUGCGAAUGAACUUCAUAAAGUCCUCCAACCUAAGUGCUUUUGGACAGUUACCAUCCCUGAGAAAGGUAGACCUCUCCCAGAACCUUUUGCACUUCCUUCCAAAGUGUACCAACAACUCCAUGUAUCAGUUGCCUCAGGUGUCUGUGAAUCAAAAUGGCUACACCAGGGUGGAUGAUCUGAACCCACCUCCGAUGAUCUGGGAGAGGCGUGAGGCUUUAAAUGGAAAUCAGAUUGACUUUUAUUAUGAAAACGCCUUCCGGGAGUUGAAUGCCACAUUGAAGGCCCUAGACCUAAGCAACAAUGAGUUUCACUUUCUGAUGAGGGGCAUGGGCCACCGCUUCGGCUUUAUAAAUAACCUACCCAGUUUAGAAGUGCUAAGUCUGAAUGACAAUGACAUUGGGAUGCGAAUUGAUCAAGCUCUAUACAGCAUUUCCCUUAAGUACCUCUACUUUGCCGGGAACAAGCUUAACAUCAUGUGGAACUCAGGAGACAACUACCAUAAGUUUUUCAAAAAUCUCACCAACUUAGUAUAUCUAGACAUCUCCAGGAACCAUCUGAGGUCCCUUUCACAAGAGGUUAUUUGUAAUCUGCCACAAAAUCUCAGAGCACUGAGAUUGAGCGAUAACCUUUUGAACUAUUUCCCAUGGGAGAACAUCACAGUACUCGGCCAGUUACAACACUUCAAUAUCAGUAAAAACCGUCUCUCCAGCUUGCCUAAUGUAAUCAUACCUUUUAGAUCGAACUUUACUCUCUUAGAUUUGAGCUACAACUGGAUUAGCAAGCUUCCAGAAAAAUUCUUCAGAAAAAUGCAGGGCUUGCGCUAUCUCUACCUAAACAACAAUAGACUCCAAAUACUUAAACAUCAGACCUUGCCUGACCUCAUGAGACACGGUAGCAACCUCAAAACUCUCACUCUGCAUGGGAAUCCAUUUGCUUGCUCAUGUGACACAGCCUGGUUUGCAGACUUCCUGCGGGCUAGUCCGGUGUACAUCCCUCUCCUCACCACGCACGUGCAAUGCGAGUUCCCUGAGUCCCUACAGGGGACCAGCUUGCUGACCAUGGACCCACGCUCCUGCCCGGAGAUUUUCGGAAGGGUGUACUUCCUCUCCACCUCCUUCCUAGUUUUGGUACUCACUGCUCUGCCCCUCUUGAAGCACCUCUAUGGCUGGGACCUCUGGUACUGCUUUCAGUUGUUGUGGGCCGGACACAAAGGCUACUCGCAACUACCAGGCAGUGAUUACGACGACCACUAUGAUGCGUUUGUGGUGUUUGACACUGAGAACCAAUCGGUGAGGGACUGGGUAUACAACGAGUUGACCGUCCACCUGGAGAAUGGAGGUCGCAGGAGGUUCCGUCUCUGCCUGGAAGAAAGGGACUGGCUUCCUGGCUUGUCCUGCAUAGAGAACCUCCAUAAUGCAGUGUACAGCAGCGCAAAGACCGUGUUCGUCCUCACAAGCGGUGGGACUGGUGCGAACGUUAGUGGCAUGAUCCGCCAGGUGUUCUUCAUGGUUCAGCAGAGGCUGCUGGAUGAGAAGGUGGAUGUGGCAGUGCUGGUUCUUCUGGAUGAGGUGUUUCCUAAAAUGAAAUAUCUGCAGCUGAGGAAAAGGCUGUGCAGAAAGUCAGUGCUGUCCUGGCCCAGAAACCCACGAGCCCAGCCCUUAUUCUGGAACAGUAUGAGAGCAGCGCUGUCAUCAGACAACCUGCGAUCCUAUGACAGCAAUAUGAGUGAGAGUUUCAUGUUGUAA